This is a messenger RNA of Dermacentor andersoni, 645 nucleotides long. Its product is annotated as disintegrin and metalloproteinase domain-containing protein 10-like. Lineage: Eukaryota; Metazoa; Arthropoda; Arachnida; Ixodida; Ixodidae. Gene Ontology annotation, cellular component: plasma membrane. The record is from RefSeq and is a predicted model, not a curated record. Gene Ontology annotation, biological process: Notch signaling pathway; membrane protein ectodomain proteolysis. Gene Ontology annotation, molecular function: metalloendopeptidase activity.
AUGCAAGGUUGCGUGCUCCUUCCCGAAGAUGGCCAGCCACUGUGGUGCCAAGCUGCAGCCGGGGUCCCCGUGCAAUGACAUGCGCGGGUACUGCGACAUCUUUCACAAGUGUCGCCUCGUCGAGCCACGGGGUUUCUUGACCCGGCUGCAGGCGUUCUUCUUCGGUGGCGAAUCAGUGCACACCCUGUACGAGUUUCUCGCACACCAUCCUAUCGUAUCGUGCCUGGUGGUCCUCGGCUCUUCCUGGUUCAUGCUGCUCAUAUUUCGCUGCUUCGCUCUGCAUACGCCUAGCAACAACCCGCUGAAGAAGCCGCCCUUCAAGCUCAAGGACACACUGCGGCACCCUAUCAACACCCUCGUCAGCAGCUGACGAGGGCUGUGCUGCCGUCAUCAUACAGGGGAACCGCCACCGCGUCAACACGAAGUGGGACGCGUUGUUAAUGACUCCGUGAUGGAUCAAUAACGCCCUUCAAAGGCCUUGCCUUAUGCUGGGAUGUUCUUCAUUAUUAUUAUACUAGUUGAAUGUCUAUUUCAGGCAUUACAAUUCUCACAAGGUCUCCCCGAUUCGUGUAUGAUAUACUUUAAAUUUUACUCUUUGUGAAAUUGGAGCCUAAGAUUAGUAGUUCUAUGAGCUUCGGAAUGAAC